Myotis myotis is the source of this 5505-nucleotide messenger RNA. It is a transcript of the gene SLC25A46, whose product is annotated as solute carrier family 25 member 46. The transcript has 8 exons. Gene Ontology annotation, biological process: axon development; mitochondrial membrane fission; mitochondrial fission. NCBI's taxonomy places the organism in Eukaryota, Metazoa, Chordata, Mammalia, Chiroptera, Vespertilionidae. Bases 146 to 1441 code for a protein of 431 amino acids. Gene Ontology annotation, cellular component: mitochondrial outer membrane. The record is from RefSeq and is a predicted model, not a curated record.
AACGUGACUUCCGGUUGUCAGUUUCUCCGGACGCGGUGGCGGCAGCGGCGGCGGCGGAGGAGGAAGAGGAGGAGGAGGAGGGAGAACUGUGCGGCCCCAGUAGUGGUGGGCUCCAGGGGGCUCGCCUCGUCCUGCCCCGCCUGCGAUGCAACCGCGGCGCCCGGACGGGUUCGAUGGCUUGGGCUAUCGCGGGAGUGCACGGGAUGAGCGCGGUUUUGGCGUGGCCUUCCCUGCAAGGUCCUUCAGCUCCGGGCCGGAGCUGGGCCACUGGGUGACCACUCCCCCAGACAUCCCCGGGAGCCGCAACCUGCACUGGGGCGAGAAGAGCCCGCCCUAUGGCGUGCCCGCCCCCUCCACCCCCGAGGGCCCGGCGGAGGAGCCCUUUCCCGGCGGCGGCGGCGGCGGCGGCAGCCUCGGCGGCGUGCCGGGCCCGAGCACGGGUGAGGGACUCCGGGAGCCAGGCCGGGAACAGUUGAGUAGAUUUGCUGGAUUUGGUAUUGGACUUGCAAGUCUCUUUACAGAAAAUGUACUGGCUCAUCCUUGCAUUGUUCUACGCCGCCAAUGUCAGGUUAAUUACCAUGCUCGGCAUUAUCAUCUCACUCCAUUUACAGUCAUCAAUAUUAUGUACAGCUUCAAUAAAACUCAGGGACCAAGGGCCCUUUGGAAAGGAAUGGGAAGUACAUUUAUUGUCCAGGGAGUCACACUUGGAGCAGAAGGAAUAAUUAGUGAAUUCACACCUUUACCAAGGGAGGUUUCACAUAAAUGGAAUCCUAAACAAAUAGGAGAACACCUUCUGCUGAAAUCCCUAACUUAUAUAGUGGCAAUGCCUUUUUAUUCAGCAAGUCUGAUUGAAACAGUGCAGAGUGAGAUAAUUCGAGAUAAUACUGGGAUUUUGGAAUGUGUUAAAGAAGGCAUCGGAAGAGUGAUAGGCCUGGGAGUGCCUCAUAGCAAACGACUACUUCCUCUUCUCUCCUUGAUCUUCCCCACGGUGCUGCAUGGGGUUCUUCAUUACAUCAUCAGCUCCAUCAUUCAGAAGAUUGUCCUACUAAUUCUAAAGAGAAAGACUUAUCAUGGCCACCCAGCUGAGAGCACUAGCCCAGUGCAGAGUAUGCUGGAUGCUUAUUUUCCAGAACUUAUUGCUAACUUUGCUGCCAGUCUUUGCUCUGAUGUUAUACUUUACCCCUUGGAAACAGUUUUGCACCGCCUUCACAUUCAAGGAACACGCACAAUAAUUGACAAUACAGACCUUGGCUAUGAAGUGCUUCCAAUUAAUACACAGUAUGAGGGAAUGAGAGACUGUAUCAAUACCAUAAAGCAGGAGGAAGGAAUGCUUGGUUUUUAUAAAGGGUUUGGUGCUGUUAUAAUACAGUACACACUGCAUGCAGCUGUCCUACAGAUUACCAAAAUCAUUUACUCUACGCUUCUUCAAAACAGCGUUUGAGAUAUAAGUUCCCGAUUAGUCUAAAAGGCACAAUCUGGACACUUUGCUAUGAAAUUGUAGGGUAUAAAAGUGAUACUGGGGGGGAAAUGGAAUAUAAGUGAAACUGGUAGAGAAAGCCCAUGCUCAUUAUAUUGACUUUUUUUUAAGGCCUAGGUCUCUUUGGGAUCAAAAGUAUUCCAAAUUUGAAAACUCAAUAAAAAUAAUACUCAUCAAUUAAAUUCUAGCUAGUGUAGCACGCAUACUGAACUAAAAUUGGUCUUGAGCAGAAGCAAAAAUUUAUCAGCAAACACAAAACAAAAUUUUACAGAACUGAAUUUAUUCCAUCUAACUUUAAUAUUUAUUACAUGUUAAUUUUACCUUCUUGGUUGAUAUUGGUAUGCCAUUCUUAAUAUAUAGUAUCAAGAGGUCAUAGUUUACCUUCAAGCAAAUAAAUAUGUAACCAAUGAUAAUGAUGAGAAGGAUUAGAUUUGGCAAUCUGUAAUCAGGAGUUGAAGUUUUAAAUUGUAUUAUCCUUAUAUAACGUUUUAAUGGCUGCAUAUUUAUUACAUAAAGCCAUUUAUGUUCACAUACAAAACUUGGAAUUUCCUUCCUUUCAACAAAUUUUCCAUCUUUAGAUCAGCUUAAUGCAUAAGAUGAAGUCACACACUUUCUGCUUAAAUAUAAAAAUAAAAUAUUAAAAGCCAAGUUAUCCAAAGAUUUAAGGCAAACAAUACACUUGUCUAUAUCCAAAUACAGCAUUUCGGUGCCAGCAACUUAAUAUUCGUCAUAUGUUUAUAAAGCUUGAUUUGCUUACCUAGUUAUGUGAAUCAUCAGGCUGUUUUUAGAGCCACUCUUAACAGAGAUAGAAAAUAAAAUAAUCAUGACAACUAUUACUGUUUCUAAAUUUAGAAAUUGUGUACUGAAAGGAAUGUCACUUGUCUUUCAUUUCUGAAUGACCUGUCUUAGUGGAGACGCAAUUAAAAUUCACCUGGGAAUUUGUGCCUCUUGCCUUCUGUAUAGUUAUCAUAAAUUAAUGUCUUCAGUUUUUAUUCCAGGUUUGUUUAAAAUUUCAUACUCGAAACUAGAUAUACAUAAAUGGAAAAGCAGGUCUCUCCAUAUCGCCCUUUAUUUAAACUUGUUUGGAUGAAUACUGAAGAAAAAAUAUAAACUUUAAAGGAAGUUUGUCCUCGCUUUUUAUGGAUGAGGUAAAGAGGUAAAUUUCAAUAAAUAAGCAAAAAAAUAAUCAGUUUAAUAAAAAAAGUUGUAUGUUCCUAAAUGGAUGAAGCUCUUUGUGUAGUAAAAUGAUAUGCAUUUGACUGAUCCAUCAUUAAACAUUUUGAAGUUUCAUUUCCUCCUGUAAGUGGUCACAGUUUUACUAUGAGCCAUGUAGCACACUGAAGUGCAGUGACUUUGCACUUACAUUUUCCAACCAGAUUUAUAUAUAGAUUUAUUUUAGUUGCUAAAUAUCAGCGAAGUGGUUACUUUAUGUGAUUAAUAAUGUCAGAAUCAAAAAUGAUAUCCAGAAAGUGUGAAACAGUAUUUAAGUAGCAACUCUCUUUACUAUCCUGUGUUGUAUGUUUGUGGGUGGUUUUUCCCCCAAUUACUAAAACAUACAAGUUGUACGUUUUUAAAUUUCACCAAGAGAGGAAAAAUAAAAUUAAACACCACUGAUCAUAUGUAUUUUAUGGUUAUUCCUUCAGAUUAUGGUUUAUUUUGUCCAACAUAUGGCAUUUAAAUUAUAUUUAUUGCUUUUAAACUACUAAGUAAAUUGUUAGAUAUUUAUAUGUCGAACUUCCUCAAAAUCCUUUUAUUUUUAUUAUAAUCAAUGAAUAUUAUUUCAGACAAGAGUUAACUUCUGAAAAUUCCAAGUUUCAGAAUAUUUCUGGAAGAGAAUCUGAAUGGAAUCAAGUAUUUACUAGUGGAAAUAUUGGGAUCUUUCACCUAGCUAAAAAUUAGGUAUUUCAAGAUUGAUGGAAGUUAGCAUGAAGAUUCAGUUAGAUAACUUUCAUUUUGAAAUCAUUAUAAGACUAAUAAUAGCUUGAACCACACACAAGUAAGGUUAGUCUUGUUUUCUGUCUCUUUGGAAAAAGAAUACAAAUUAACAUCAAAACUAAAAUGGAAAUGUGGCCAAAAAAAUUGAAAUGUGGCAAGUUAAAAUACUAAUUUUUUUUAACCCCUCACCCGAGGAUAUAUUUUAUUGACUUUAGAGGAAGAGGAAAAAAGAGAGAGAUACAUGAAGAGAAACAUUGAUCUGAUCAAACCCGCAACUUGGGAGUGUGCCCUGACCCUUUCGGUGUACUGGACAACACUCUAGCCGGCUGAACCACUCAGCUAGUGCAGAAUACUAAUAUUUUUUACUCCAUUCCAAAUUAGUUGAAAUAUAAAAAUCUUUAAAAUUUAAGCACUUAAAUGCUGGCCAAAUAUAUUUAACUGAAUUUAGAGAGGAAUAAGUGAAACAUUGGAUAUUCUCUUUCCCUUUUUAAAAGUGCUCUAUUUCUUUAGUAUAUAGGUGCCAAAAGCAAAUAUCCAUGCACUGCAUUUCUUUAGGUGAUAAUAGCUCAGAAUAAUAUUUGUAAUUCAGUAUGAUUAAUAGUAUUAUGAAUGGGCAUCUAUUAAAAUAUUCCAUAGGCCCAAUGGUCCUUUCACACAAUUGAUUUUGGCCAUGGACAUGAAGUGUAAUAUGCUUCUCUUACAUUGUAUGAUUUCUUAAUUUGAGUCAUAGCCAGAAAGCAAUUGAAUUAAAAACUGAAACACAUGAUAAAUAUUAAUUUACUUUGUUUAGUGAAUUUGUUCAUUGCUUUGUUCAUUGAUUUGCUAAAUCUGUUUAUAAAUUUCUUUACCGUGAGGUACCCUUUCUAGACCCUUGAAAAAUAAUUCCUAAAUUUAUCAAAUUUAGUCAAGCCUCUAAACUUUCAGCACUAGAUGCUAUGAGAUAGUUAAAAAGCAGCCAAUUUCAAAAUGGCUCUGGAUUGGGGGAUGUGAUGUCUUGGUUACUGUUUUCACAAACAAAACUGGAGAGGUAAGGAGUCUCGCUCAUGUACCUGACUACUCACAGCUGUCUUUUUAGUACUGGCUUUCUUAUAACGGCACAAAAUAUUCAUUUUAGGUAAAAUGAAGCUUUUGAGCACAAAAGCUUCAACAUUUCUCUGUGUUGAUAGAUCUGCUCAGAAAAUAAAAUAUUCUGCUUUGAUACUGGUCUUUUUCACAUGCGAUUCUGGAGAAUGUUUGCCCUCAGUUUGCUUACUCCCAUGUUUUAACAUAAAGGACUACUUUUCCAGCUCUUGAAAGGAUAGGCAGGUUUGAAUUAGUUAUUUUUAAUAAUACAUAAGCAAAUAAAACCCGCUUAGUAACAAUCCACAUUGCACUAGAAUUUCAGUGAUCUUAAUGUUGGCAUUUCUGCUUUCUCUUCUAAAUUGUACAUUUUGCUUGCUAAUGUAAUGUCUUUCUUUUGAGUCAUUGAGAAUCACUGAUAUGGUACCAAGUUGUAUAGCACAGUAGCAACAAUUUGGGAUUUGACAAUGACUCUUAUAAUAUUACCUCAACUAGAAGAGGUGUUUUAUCUGUAUGUGUAUUUUGGUGUAUCUUUUUAAGUUGUUUUUAUCUCACCGGUGUUUUAAAUCUUUUCAGUAAGUUGUGUAACAUGAAAAGAUUCGAUAAAAUGUUGAAAUAAAAUUAGAAUUUUUCUAUUACUGAAAUGUUGAAAUAAAAUUAGAAUUUUUUUAUUACUGAUGCUGGAGAACUAACUAUACAGGCUGGUGAUAUAGGGGUUUCAGAAUAUGUCACCCCAAAAUAUGCCGGGUUGGCAUUUGUUUUAAAGGCACUUGAGAAAUAGUGGUGCAAAAAGGACAUUGCCCCUCUUUGCCCCUCUGAAAGUGGAUGAUAAAGUUACCCUGCUUGUACCAGGGGGGUAGAAGGCAACCUCAUCCUACCAGAGACAUGGAAUUUAGGCCUGAAAGGGCUGUGUAAAUAAACCUUGUUAAUUCCUCACCAUUUACUUUCCUUAGCCUAAACUCCUCUGCCUUGUCAAUUCUUCACAAAUGGAUGUUUCAGUGUCUAAAAGAUAAUAAAACUUUCUGCUAUGUUCA